Messenger RNA from Astrephomene gubernaculifera, 1758 nucleotides. Lineage: Eukaryota; Viridiplantae; Chlorophyta; Chlorophyceae; Chlamydomonadales; Astrephomenaceae. The record is from the annotation of a GenBank genome assembly.
UACCCAUUUGCGCUACACCGCGAACUGUUCUAGUAAGAUGCAAAACGCAUUAAAUUUGCAGCGUCGACUCCAUGUACCUGUCCACACGUCGCCGGUUGCUGCAAGACGGUCGCACAUAGCUUUCUCAUCCACGAAUGGCUUUGUACCAUCUGCAGUAGCGCUAGCCGACCCAUCGCGCCCGUCGGGUGGGCCACAUGAGAUAAAGGCACAAUUGUUAAGUGCAUUAGAAGGAUUGGACAGAGGCAUCUUCGGUGUACCGUCGGCCAAGAAAGCACGCAUCCUUGACCUCAUCGGCCAGCUUGAGCAACACAACACGCACAAAGCGCCGACCUCAAACCUUGACCUAAUUGCUGGAGAAUGGCGCCUUUUAUUCUCCACAAUCACCAUUACGGGCGUCAAGCGCACCAAGCUGGGCCUCCGUGAGUUCAUCCGGUUGGGGGAGUUCACCCAACACAUCGACACUGCCUCCCACACGGCGGUGAACCGCAUCGAGUUCUCCGUCAGCGGUCUGGGCUCCCUGCGCGGCGCCCUCACCCUGCGCGCCGCCUACCAGCCCGUGUCGGGGUGCCGGGUGGACAUCAGCGGCAUGCAGACGGAGCUGGCCCCCCCGCAGCUGCAGCAGCUGUUUGAGGCCAACCUGCAGCUGCUGCUCUCCAUCUUCAACCCCGAGGGACACCUGGACAUCACAUACCUGGAGACGGAGCAGCAGGCGGCAGCAGCGGCAGCGGCGGCGGCAGCGGGAACAGGAGCAGGAGCAGCGGCAGAGGGAGGAGCAGCAUGCGCGGCAGGGUUAUCAGGGGGAGCAGGAACGUCUGGGAGAGGUGCCGACGGGGGUGGUGUUGCGGCGGGGUCAGCAGCGGCGAAGGGCCCAGCAGCAGGAGUGGUAGGAGCAGCGGCAGGAGCGGCUGCAGCCCCCACCUCCGCCUGGCGUGUGGGGCGGGACGACAAGGGCAAUGUGUUCCUUCUGGAGCGAGUGAGGCGAUAGCGAGUGGCGGAGUGGAUGGGGAAUAAUGGUAGGAAGGAGAAGGUAGCGGGUGGUGGGAAGGCGAGUGGCGGCUGGGUAAUUAGGGAAUGCUGCCACCCGAGGGGCAGGGGUAGGGGCGUGAGGGGUGAGUGACUAAAGCUAUGUCGAGUGGAGUGGUGGCUGGUGGGCAUGCGGCUUGUGGAGUGGGGCAGUUGGCAGUUGGGCUGGGGCAGUUGGUAGCAGUUGGAGCGGGGCAAUUGGCAGUUGUACCUGUAUUCGGACAGUUGAAGGGAGCCCAUUCAGAGGCGGGAGUGAGAGAGGUGGGCGAGAGGGAGGUGCUGUGAGAGGAGGGAAGGGGCGCCUGCGUUGCUGAUUUGUAGCUAGCGUAGGAGGGGAGGGCAGGGAGAGGUGGGCGCUACGCAAUACAGUGUAGUUAGGACGAGGGGAGGAGAGGGUUAGAAGUCAUCUGGUCCCAGGACCGUUUCCCGCCCAUUUGGAAGGGGUUGGGGAGUGGGAUGGAGCCCAGCACCGAUUACUUUUGAGUGUCGUGUUGAGGGGCUAGCGAGCCAUGAGCUUACUGUUCCUUGCGCUGUAUAUAGCGCAGCUGCUUGUUUGGCGGCAAACAGGGGAUCCAUUACUGCUUGACGUGCAGGGUUGCUCCUUGUUUGGGCGACGCCUUUUGGAAACGACUAUACCCAGGUUGCUCCAUCGCCCCCAAUCGAUCCGUUGAAGUGGGGCCCUAACCUCGACUCUUGGGUAAAUGACUCCGCCACACGUGAUGCCAUGUAGCUGAG